Struthio camelus australis is the source of this 1388-nucleotide messenger RNA. RefSeq names its product fibroblast growth factor 7 (gene FGF7). Gene Ontology annotation, biological process: positive regulation of DNA-templated transcription; positive regulation of peptidyl-tyrosine phosphorylation; positive chemotaxis. Gene Ontology annotation, molecular function: growth factor activity; type 2 fibroblast growth factor receptor binding. NCBI's taxonomy places the organism in Eukaryota, Metazoa, Chordata, Aves, Struthioniformes, Struthionidae. The record is from RefSeq and is a predicted model, not a curated record. Gene Ontology annotation, cellular component: cytoplasm.
GAACAACAGGCUCAACACACACAUGCAUGCAUAAGCACAUACACACCAUCUCUCUAGCGUCUUGAUUUAUGGAAACAAUUAUAAUUCUGGUGGAGUCUUUCUGAGCUCAGAAAGUCUGUAGCUACAGCACAGUCUCAUGUUGCAAAACGCAGACAACAGAAAUGGAAUACUUGGGUAUCCAGCUGUUAUCAACAGAAACAAUGCAAGCAGCAAAUUCAAGUAGUACAGAAGGUCACAGCAACAAAGGUUUUUAUAACUUGUGUCUUUAAAGGAUAUUUUGACUGAAAAGAUAUUUAAGAAGCUCUUCCAUUUCGCCAUUAACUAUUAAGGAAUAAGGAUCAGAAUUCUUAGAAGAGGGAACAAUCUCAUUUAAAUCAAUCUGUAACUCAUAAAGACAGAAGGCAGGUCGGUGACCUAAGAGCAACAGUCUACUUGAGAUUUAAUUUUCAUUAUGUUGUUCAUGAACACCCAGAACACUGCACUAUAAUGCACAAAUGGAUACUGACAUGGAUCCUGCCAAUUUUGCUCUACAGAUCAUACUUUUACCUUAUCUUUCUAAUGGGCACUAUAUCUUUAGCUUGCAAUGACAUGACUCCAGAGCAAAUGGCUACAAAUGUGAACUGUUCCAGCCCUGAGCGACAUACCAGAAGCUAUGAUUAUAUGGAAGGGGGGGAUGUAAGAGUGAGAAGACUUUUCUGUCGAACUCAGUGGUAUAUGAGGAUUGAUAAGCGAGGCAAAGUAAAAGGGACAAGAGAAGCAAACAACAACUACAGUAUUCUAGAAAUCAGAACAGUGGCAGUUGGAGUAGUGGCAAUCAAAGGAGUGGAAAGCGAAUACUUCCUAGCAAUGAACAAGUCAGGAAGACUGUACGGAAAGAAAGUAUGCAAUGAGGACUGUAACUUCAUAGAACUGAUUGAAGAAAAUCAUUAUAAUACAUAUGCUUCUGCAAAAUGGACACACAAAGGAAAAGAGAUGUUUGUUACAUUAAACCACAAAGGUGUUCCCAUGAAAGGUAAAAAAACAAAGAAGGAACACAAAGCAUCCCACUUUCUUCCUCUGGCAAUAUCCUAAUCAUAAAUGAUCUAUACAGAACUAGUUCCAGCAGGAAGAUUAUUUUUAAGGAGACUAUUUGACAAGAUAUCAAGAGAGGCUGGAAUACUACUGAGAAACUGAACAAGCUGGACUUGCGCAUUUAUGUUUAUUUUUAAGAGACUACACGAAAAAGAUUUGAAAAUAUACACAAAACCAGAUUUACUAACUAAAAGUUGUAAAAAAUUCUAAAGAGUUGUACAAUCAUUAUCUUAGUCAUUGUAACUGGGUAGUUUCUUAAAUUAAUUUACCCUGAAGAAUAAGAAGUGACUUGAUUUUCUGAUAAUAUUUUAUUUAAA